AUAAUGCUGAUGUUGCUUUAGUAAAUUUUUAUGCUGACUGACCCUACCUAUCCCAGACGGGAGACUUAAGAUGCUAAAGAGGAAAGAACCACUUGAAAGCAGGAGUCUGAAGAUACAGAUUGUGUCUCCUUGAUAUAUUCUAGGACAUCUCCUUAGGAAGUCAGGUGUCGUUUCAGCCAGAUGUUGCAUCCAAUUUUUGAGGAAGCAUCUGAUGUCAUUAAGGAAGAAUAUCCAGAUAAAAAUCAAGUAGUGUUUGCCAGAGUUGAUUGUGAUCAGCACUCUGAUAUAGCCCAGAGGUACAGGAUAAGCAAAUACCCAACCCUCAAAUUAUUUCGCAAUGGAAUGAUGAUGAAGAGAGAAUACAGGGGCCAACGAUCAGUGAAAGCGCUCGCAGACUACAUCAGGCAACAGAAAAGUAACCCAGUUCACGAGAUUCAAAGUAUAGAUGAAGUCACCACUCUUGAUCGCAGUAAGAGAAAUAUCAUUGGAUACUUUGAGCAGAAGGAUUCAGACAAUUACAGAGUUUUUGAAAGAGUAGCAAGUAUUUUGCAUGAUGACUGUGCCUUCCUUUCUGCUUUUGGAGAUGUUUCAAAACCAGAAAGGUACAGUGGAGACAAUUUAAUCUACAAACCACCAGGGCGUUCUGUGCCAGACAUGGUGUACUUGGGAUCUAUGACGAAUUUUGACGUAACUUACAACUGGAUUCAAGACAAAUGUGUCCCUCUUGUCCGAGAAAUAACUUUUGAAAAUGGAGAGGAAUUGACAGAAGAAGGACUGCCUUUUCUCAUACUCUUCCACAUGAAAGAGGAUACAGAAAGUUUAGAAAUAUUCCAGAAUGAAGUAGCCCGGCAAUUAAUAAGUGAAAAAGGUACAAUAAAUUUCUUACAUGCAGAUUGUGACAAAUUUAGACAUCCUCUUCUGCAUAUCCAGAAAACUCCAGCAGAUUGCCCUGUCAUAGCUAUUGACAGUUUUAGGCAUAUGUAUGUUUUUGGAGACUUUAAGGAUGUAUUAGUUCCUGGAAAGCUCAAGCAGUUUGUAUUUGACCUGCAUUCUGGAAAACUGCACAGAGAAUUCCAUCAUGGACCUGACCCAACUGAUACAGCCCCAGGAGAGCAAGACCAGGAUGUAGCGAGCAGUCCUCCAGAGAGCUCCUUCCAGAAGCUGGCGCCCAGCGAGUAUAGGUAUACUUUAUUGAGGGAUCGAGAUGAGCUGUAAAAACUCAGAACACUGCAAGCCCUUCAACAGCAGCAUUGGCUUAUGUGGUGGAAAUAGUAAACCUAUAUUUUCAUAAUUCUAUGUGUAUUUUUAUUUUGAAUAAACUGAAAGAAGUUUUGAGUUUUUAAUUUUUUCCUCCCCCUGACUCAAAUGCAUUGUCAUUUAAUACAGCCUCUUUUUUAAAAAUCUGCUAGGGCUUAAAAAAAUACAAUAAAAACCAGAGGCCUAUCUCCACUUUCAA
Peromyscus eremicus (cactus mouse) is the source of this 1456-nucleotide messenger RNA. It is a transcript of the gene Erp44, whose product is annotated as endoplasmic reticulum protein 44. Lineage: Eukaryota; Metazoa; Chordata; Mammalia; Rodentia; Cricetidae. Bases 181 to 1215 code for a protein of 344 amino acids. The record is from RefSeq and is a predicted model, not a curated record. The transcript has 11 exons.